GAGAUGAGAUCUUUUAUCAUCUGAAACAUAUCUGCUGCUCAGCUUCAUGGUUGACGGAGUUGUUGUGACCUUCUGAGAGACUAAAGACAGAGACUAAAAUAGACAGAGGACAGACAGACAGAGACAGAGGACAGACAGAUAGACAGACAGAGACAGAGGACAGACAGACAGACAGAUAGACAGACAGAGACAGAGGACAGGCAGAGACAGACAGAGACAGAGGACAGACAGACAGACAGAGACAGAGGACAGACAGACACAGACAGACAGACAGACAGACAGACAGACAGACAGAGGACAGACAGACACAGACAGACAGACAGACAGAGGACAGACAGACAGACAGAGUCCUGGUGGGUGUGAUCAUGUCUCCCAGGCGGAUGGAAACCAAACCAGUGAUCUUGUGUCUGAAGACGCUGCUGCUGGUCUACUGCCUCAUCUUCUGGGUGACAGGUGUGGUCCUGCUGUCAGUUGGCUUAUGGUGGAAGUUUAUGUUGGGCCCCUACACGCUGCUCAUCUCCAGUGGCCCCUCCAACGGCUCCUACGUCCUCACCGCCACCGGAGCCGCCAUCGUGCUGUUCGGACUGUUCGGCUGCUUCGCUACCUGCAGGGGGCGCCCCUGGAUGUUACAGCUGUACGCCGUUUUUCUAUCUCUGGUCUUCAUGACUGAACUCAUCGCUGGAAUCUCUGGGUUCGUCUUUCGCCACGAGAUCAAAGGGACCUUCCUAACCACGUACAGUGACGCAGUGAUGAGGUACGACGGUCGAGACGACAGGAGUCUGGCUGUGGACGGCGUCCAGCGCAGACUACACUGUUGUGGCGUGUUUAACUACACCAGCUGGAUCAGCAGCGUAUAUUUCCCCGUCGGUGGGAUUCCCGCCAGCUGCUGUAUUAACUUCUCUGACUGCAGCACCGCUGACCUGAAGAACGCCACCGUGGCUGCACGCAAAGUCCACAAACAGGGUUGUUAUGAGUUGGUGACGUCCUUCAUGGAGGGGAACCUGGGAAUCAUCGCUGCAGUCACUUUCGGUGUCGCCUUCUCUCAGCUGAUCGGGGUGUCUCUGUCUUGCUGUCUGUCUCGUCUCAUCAACGCCAACCAGUACGAGAUGGUGUGACAGAAAAGAGACGACGAUACCUGUUACCAUGGAAACCUGUCUGACGCUACUGACGUAUUUAUUUGAGCUCUGGUUCUGAUGUUUGUCAGAGUGAUGUUGUGUGUGAUGUUGUGUGUGAC
This is a messenger RNA of Epinephelus fuscoguttatus (brown-marbled grouper), 1234 nucleotides long. RefSeq names its product tetraspanin-7-like. The transcript is spliced from 9 exons. The coding region runs from base 366 to 1115 and encodes 249 amino acids. Lineage: Eukaryota; Metazoa; Chordata; Actinopteri; Perciformes; Serranidae. The record is from RefSeq and is a predicted model, not a curated record. Gene Ontology annotation, cellular component: membrane.